AUGGUGACUGCUUUUCCCAAGAAAUGUUACCCUCCUAGCAAGAAGGCUGAAAUUUAUGACAAGAUCUAUGAAUUUAAGCAGCGACUGAGGGAACAACUUUAUGAAGCUUGGGAGAGAUUCAAGGAGUAUUUGCAGAAGAGUUCAAAUCAUAGUUUUCCGGAGCACAUAUUAAUAGAGAAGUUCUACCGAGGGCUAGAUCUAGUGACGCAGCCAGUCACUAAUAAUGCAGCUGAUGGUUGUUUUAUUAACAAAUCUUAUCAACGAGUGACCAACAUACUUGACAAGCUGACUACUCACAAUCAGGCUUGGCAUUCAAACAAUGCUGAUGUUGUACCUUAUGAGCUUGCAAAAAAUAUUUCCUUGCUAACAAAGAAGUUUGAUGAAACCCAGAUUAAGAAGGUAAAUGUUUGUGAGGAUGAUACAGUUAUGCCAAAAGGGAUGUACCAGACUCAAGAUGGUCCAUUUCAUAAUGGGCCUCCUAUGCAGGUCGAAGAUGCUAACUAUGUGAAUAACUCUCAAGGGGGUUACAAAGACAGAACUACCAAAGUGGUUACCAGAAUCAGAAUCAAUGGAGACCUCAGCAAGGUUAAGUCUAAGUCUGAGAGGACUUUAUCUGGGCUGACAAAGAUAGUGGUUUCCCAUGCAGCAGCUAUUCAGAAGCUUAAGUCACAGAUGAGGUAUAUAUCUAGAGAGCAGCAUCCUCCUAAAAAGGAAGGACUUCCGAGUGACACUAUUCCGAAUCCAAAGAAUGGGGGAGGCGGUGUAGACCGGGUUGAUACGAAGGUUGUUGAUCUUGAGCCGAUAGAUGAAGAGGAAGAGGUGCAGUCUGAAGCACAAAUUAUUAUUGAUGAGAAUCCUACUGACAAGAAGGUUGCUGAUAUUCCAGAGAUUGUGAAGGAGGCUGAUAACACGAGCAAGCAGACUAGGUUGGUAAAGAAGAAGGAAGAUGCUAAGUUCGAGAAGUUUUAUGAUCAGUUGAAGCAGUUAUCUCUGAAUUUUCCCUUCCUGGAAGUUGUCAAGGAGGUGCCUAGUUUUUCUGAAUAUUUGAAGGACCUGCUGACCAAGAAGAAAACGGUUCAACAUGAAACCGUGAGUUUGACUCACACUGUGAGUUCCAUCAUCUCAACUACUACUGUUCAGAAAAAGGGAGAUCCUGGGGCGUUCACCAUUCCUUGUUUGGGGGUGCCAAGGCUGACUACUAUGAGGUUGCAGAUGGCUGAUAGGUCUAUCAAAAGGCCUGUUGGUGUGGUUGAUGAUGUGCUUGUGCGGGUUGGUGAAUUUAUGUUGCUCGCUGAUUUUGUAAUUCUUGACUAUGUUAUUGAUCGGGACAUUCUUAUUAUUCUGGAGAGACCCUUCCUUGCUACAGGGAGAGCUCAGAUGGAUUCGGAGAAAAAUGAAAUCAAGUUCCUAGUCAACGAUGAAGAAGUUAUGUUUCAGGCAAGCAAGGGGAUGAAGUUACCAAGUGCUUAUGAGAGCAUUUCGAUAAUUGAUUCGGUUGAUAUGGUUGACGAAGCGGUGGAGUUCAAGAUGGAAAAAGAAAGUUUGGGUGAAGCUCUAGUUGGUAUUCUUGUGAACUUUGAUGCUGCGGACAUGGAGGGUUAUAUGGAGACAGUUAAUUCACUUGUUGGGUUAGGGUCAUAUUCUUACCACCCAAAGAAACUAAAUCUUGAUUUGGAAAAUAGAACAACUCUUCUAGCAAAGCCUUCGAUCAUUGAGCCACCUAAGUUGGAGCUUAAGCAGCUCCCAUCACAUCUGAAGUACCAGUUCAUUGGUCCGAACAAUGCAUUGCUAGUGAUUGUUUUAGUCGUACUGACUGAGGAGCAGAUUCUGCAGCCUUUGGAGGUAUUGUGUGAAUAUAAGUGUGCUAUUGGUUUGACCAUAACAGACAUUCGGGGUAUUCCAUUUGGGAUCUGUGAGCAUAAAAUCAAAUUGGAGGAGGAUAGCAAGCCCAGUGUAGAGCAUCAGAGGAGACUGAACUAG
Molecule: messenger RNA, 1980 nt
Organism: Lycium ferocissimum
Lineage: Eukaryota; Viridiplantae; Streptophyta; Magnoliopsida; Solanales; Solanaceae
Exons: 6
Coding region: 1-1980 (659 amino acids)
Source: RefSeq, a predicted model, not a curated record